Syzygium oleosum is the source of this 1549-nucleotide messenger RNA. RefSeq lists its product as uncharacterized. NCBI's taxonomy places the organism in Eukaryota, Viridiplantae, Streptophyta, Magnoliopsida, Myrtales, Myrtaceae. Gene Ontology annotation, cellular component: U4/U6 x U5 tri-snRNP complex; U2-type post-spliceosomal complex; U5 snRNP. The transcript is spliced from 2 exons. The record is from RefSeq and is a predicted model, not a curated record. The coding region runs from base 65 to 1321 and encodes 418 amino acids. Gene Ontology annotation, biological process: RNA splicing; generation of catalytic spliceosome for second transesterification step.
UUCUUCUCCGUUCUUCUCCACCUCCUCCUCCUGUUCAAUCCCGAAGCCGAAACGAAACCCUAGAAUGGACAUCCUCAAGCAAGAACUCCUCAAGAAGCGCCAAACCCUCGCCGAAGAAACCGGCGGCCGGCGCGUCUUCAAGCGCUCCGAGAUCGAGCAGAAGCAAAUCCAGAAGCUCCGCGAGCAAGAGAAGCGCGAGCUCGAGGCCAAAUCCCGCCGCCACUCCUCCUCCUCCUCCUCCGACGCCGCCUCCAAGCCCGACAAUCCCUCCUCCGCCGCCGCCUCAGCCUCCUCCUCCGCCGUCUCCACCUCGGCCGCCGCCGCCGCGUCGUCCAAAUCCCUCACCCACGAGCAGAACAUCGACAACCUUGUCCUGCCGAGGCAGGAGGUGAUCCGCCGCCUCCGGUUCCUGAAGCAGCCGAUCACGCUCUUCGGCGAGGACGACGACGCCCGGCUCGACCGUCUCAAGUACGUCCUCAAGGCGGGGCUGUUCGAGGUCGACAGCGACAUGACCGAAGGUCAGACGAACGACUUCCUCCGCGACAUCGCUGAGCUGAGGAAGCGGCAGAAGAGCGGGAUGAUGGGCGAUAGGAAGAGGAAGGAGAGAGACGACGGCGCGGGGGAGGACGGAGAGGGCAGGAGGGGUGAGGAUGAGCUGAGUGGUGAUGGAGGAUCGAGCGGAGCCGAAGCCGAUAAGGAUUUGAAGCGGAUGAAGGCGAAUUUCGACGAGCUGUGCGAGGAGGAUAAGAUCUUGGUGUUUUUCAAGAGGUUGUUGAAUGAGUGGAAGCAGGAGUUGGAUGAGAUGCAGGAAGCAGAGAAGCGGACGGCGAAGGGGAAGUCGAUGGUGGCGACUUUCAAGCAGUGUGCUAGGUACUUGCAUCCGCUGUUCAAGUUUUGCAGGAAGAAGGUUCUCCCUGAUGAUAUCCGGCAAGCAUUGAUGAUAGUUGUUAACUGUUGCAUUAAGCGAGACUACCUAGCAGCUAUGGAUCAUUACAUAAAAUUGGCCAUUGGAAAUGCACCCUGGCCUAUUGGUGUCACUAUGGUUGGUAUCCACGAACGUUCAGCUCGUGAGAAAAUCUAUACAAACAGUGUGGCCCAUAUCAUGAAUGACGAGACAACCCGUAAGUACCUGCAAUCAAUCAAGAGAUUGAUGACAUUCUGCCAGCGGCGAUACCCGACCAUGCCUUCGAAAGCUGUUGAGUUCAACAGCUUGGCCAAUGGUAGCGAUUUGCAGUCACUGCUGGCUGAAGAGAGGGCUCCUGCCGGCAAUCAAGCUACUGAGGAAAGGCUCCGGUUGAUGCCUGCACCGUGGGAAAGCUAGUUCUGUCUCAUUUACGAUGAUUGAUCCAAACGGUAAACUCCACAUAAUGUCUGAUUCCUUGCAAGUUUGUAACCUUGGCAAAGCUGUAGUCAUUGAACUUCAUAGCUGUAUUACUCCUGGAUAUAGUAAGGCUCUGGAAAUUGCUGCCGAUUGAAAAGCCUUUGUCACAAAGAAAUGAGUUUGUAUUUCUCUUUUCAUGCUAUUGCAAAUAAGGUACUGGGUACUCUA